AGCACACUGGCGCAUGAGUCAAACCUGCGUCACACAUGGUCGUGACUUGCCAUAGUAAUAAUUUUUUUUCUUCUUCUUCUUGGUCCAUCCUGUCGAGGGGUUUGCAGUGCGCAGCUCCUCCUCUUCGAUGUUCUCCUUCGAGAUGAUCCACGCGCACUUUUCGCGUAUCGCGCGCCCACCCGUGAGCGCGAUGCUGCACACGGACACGAAGAGCCUCUAAAAACCCACGACGAGAAGCACAACUUCCUUCCGCUGCCUCUGAAUCUCCCAAUAAGACGCCUCCCAGCCUCCUCUCUUCGUCACUCCUGCCCACCCGCCUGCCCGCACCCCCCACAGAGUGAGUUCCCACGUGUGUGCCCAGCCAUGCCAAACAACACCCGAGUGACCCAGCUGGAGCACAGCAGCGAGCCGGUCACCGAGUCGGUGGCUGACCUGCUGUCUCUGGAGCACCCAAUGGACUACAAGAGCAGUCAGAUGAGUAUGGGUCUCAGUCCGGGCUCCACUGCCCCAGGAAGAGCCCUGCUGCCCUCCCCUGACCCCGAUGCUGAGGAUGGGAGGCCGGCCUGGAACAAUAAGAUGGAGUACAUCCUGGCACAGGUGGGCUUCUCGGUGGGCCUGGGGAACGUCUGGAGGUUCCCCUACCUGUGUCAAAAGAAUGGUGGAGGUGCCUACCUGGUGCCCUACUUCAUUCUCCUUCUCCUCAUCGGCAUCCCGCUGUUCUUCCUGGAGCUGGCAGUGGGUCAGAGGAUCCGACGUGGCAGCAUUGGCGUGUGGAACUAUGUCUACCCCCAGCUGGGAGGCAUUGGGGUUUCUAGUCUGAUGGUUUGCGGCUUCGUGGGCCUCUACUACAACGUGAUCAUCGGAUGGAGCAUCUUCUACUUCUUCCAGUCCUUCCAGUACCCACUCCCGUGGGCCGAAUGCCCGGUCCACAUCAACGGUACCCAGGCCAUCAUAGAGCCGGAGUGCGAGAAGAGUUCGGCCACAACUUACUUUUGGUACCGUCAGACGCUCAACAUCACCAGUACCAUCGAAGACACAGGCGGCCUCAACUGGAAGAUGACUCUCUCCCUGCUGGUGGCUUGGAUCUUGGUGUGCUUGGCAGUCAUCAAGGGCAUCCAGUCCUCUGGGAAGGUGAUGUACUUCAGCUCUCUGUUCCCGUAUGUGGUCCUCUUCUGCUUCCUGGUGAGAGGUUUGCUGCUGAGGGGCGCGGUGGACGGCAUCGUGCACAUGUUCACCCCAAAGCUGGAGAAGAUGCUGGAGCCGCAGUUGUGGCGAGAGGCGGCCACGCAGGUCUUCUUUGCGCUGGGCCUUGGCUUCGGCGGCGUCAUCGCUUUCUCCAGCUACAACAAGCGGGACAACAACUGCCACUUCGACGCCACACUCGUUUCCCUGAUCAACUUCGUCACGUCCAUACUGGCCACGCUGGUGGUGUUUGCCGUCCUGGGCUUCAAGGCCAACAUCAUGAAUGAGAAGUGUGUCGUGGAGAAUGCGGAGAAGAUCCUGGUAUACCUCAACACCAGCGUGCUGAGCAAAGAACUUAUACCUCCUCACAUCAACUUCUCGCACCUGACCACGCAAGACUAUGCGGAAAUGUACGGCGUUAUUAAAACGGUCAAGGAGGACAACUUUGCCCAGCUGGGCCUCGAUCCUUGUGUUCUGGAGGACGAACUCAACAAAGCCGUGCAGGGAACCGGUCUGGCCUUCAUCGCCUUCACAGAAGCCAUGACGCACUUCCCAGCCAGUCCCUUCUGGUCGGUCAUGUUCUUCUUCAUGCUCAUUAAUUUGGGCCUAGGAAGCAUGAUCGGGACCAUGACGGGCAUCACCACGCCCAUCCUCGACGCCUUCAAGAUACGCAAAGAAAUCCUGUGCGUGGUUUGCUGUAUCAUUGCCUUCCUGUUGGGUCUGCUGUUUGUGCAGCGCUCAGGGAAUUACUUCGUCACCAUGUUUGAUGACUACUCCGCGGGCUUGCCGCUCACGGUGGUGGUGAUUCUGGAGAACAUCUCCGUGGCCUGGAUAUACGGCACCAAAAGGUUUAUGCAGGACCUGGAGGACAUGCUGGGCUUCCGGCCAUACUCCUUCUAUUAUUACAUGUGGCGGUAUGUUUCGCCGGCCGUGCUGGUGCUGCUCAUCGUGGCCACCGUCAUUGAGAUGGCCAUAAGUCCUGCAGGGUACAACGCGUGGGUGGAAGCUGAGGGCUCUGAGCAUUUCCACAGCUACCCUCCGUGGGCUUUAGCCAUGGCCUACUCCCUCAUCGCCGUGGCCAUGCUGCCCUUGCCCGUGGUCUUCGUGGCCCGCCACUUCAACCUGCUGUCGGACGGUUCCAACAAGCUGUCCGUGUCCUACCGCAAAGGCAUGAUCAAGGACAUGUCCAACCUGGGAGAGCAGGACGAGCAGCGCUUCAUCCUCGGCAAGAAGCCUCUCCAGGCGCCCUCCCCAGUGCCCCCCCACCGUGCCUACCUGGGGCCCGGCGGCACACAGGAAAUGACCAACACCAACUAUGGGACCAGCACCAAGACGGGCUACCGGAACAUCGGCUCCCCCGAGUCUGAGCUAUAAUGUUCCGAGCGUUUCGGAAAGAGGUUCCGUUUUCUUUUCUUUUUUUCAUCCCACCUUUAUUCAUCCGGUGGAUCAGGUUCAGGGUUUGUCCAGUGCUCAAUAACUUUAUGUGCUGAAUACAAAUAAGAAUAUGAAAUGUAAAAAAUGUAACAUAAUUUAAAAAGAAUAAAACAGUAACAAAUUUAAAAACAAAACAAAACUCGAAGUGGACAGAAAGCCAGAAUAGGAGUUACUGUAUGUGCUCCCUUUUACGUGUUCCAGUUAAGAGGAGUGCGCCAGCAUUUUGAACCAACUGGUGGCAUUUAAGGAAGGGUGAGAAUCUGUGAAAGCAGUUAUAAUAAUAAACUUUGUUGUUAUUAUUAUUAUAAUUAUUGUUACUAUUAUUAUUACUAUUAUUAUUAUUAUUAUUAUUACCUUUGCUCCAAGAUAAGCCACAUAUUUGUUUUAUGUCUAAGUAAUGCUAUGCCAUUGUUAGCCGAUCUGUGCUAACACUGCAGCUCUGCUUACCUUUUGACAUUGACAUUGCCAAAGUGGUUCUUUUGCUCUGGACCAGCCUAGCUGAUCAUGUCAUCGGCCAUUUGGUAACGUUGGGACAGAAGUGCAGAACGGCUUGCUCAUACUUUCUGAAAUAGAUUGAUUGACUAGGUUGUUACUUUCACCCUUAAUGAGUGGGCAGGCACUCACAGGACACAAAUGUUUGUAUACGAGUCAAUGAGGCUUUUUUUCCCCCUCCCGUUUAAUGACGUGCGAGGGCUCAUCUUUGAUCGGCUCGGUGAGGGCAUAAGAGGUGUGACUUUAGUCUUUUGUGUGUGCGAGGCCCCGGUGUACCCUCAACGUGUAAAAAUAGACCUGUGUUGCCCAGGGGCCGGGGCGGGGUGGUGGUGCCUUGGUAACGCGUCUUAGAUACCAUGAACAUCAGGAGGUUGUUGUCACCUGCGCACCUCUUGGCUCAGCCAUAGAUGAAACGAUUUAUUGUUUAGUUGAAGCAUUCAGCAUGACCAACUCCUUGAAUAAUAAUAAUAAUAUUUAUAAUAAUUAUAUGAAUCAGAUUUAUAAUAAUAAUGAAAAUAAUACUAAUAGCUUACAUUUAUAUACUGUACCACCUUUCAAGGGACCCGAGGAAGCGUAACAAUGUUUUUUUUUUUUUUUUUUUUUUUUUUAUGUCCAGGGAAACAGCAUCACAGAUUUUAGUAGGCUGAGAGUUCCGGAGAAAAUGAAGAAUUCUGGACUUCACAGCCUCUUUGUGGAAAACCAGAACCUCCUUAAUAACCACUAGCACCUUGUGUACAACAUCAAGACUUGUAGUACCUGUAGACCCUUCUUAAUGCAUACGUUCACAUCCUUGUAGUGGACUACCACAACCUCAUUGAUUUGUCACUAGAAGCUUCUGUAGAACAUCUAAACCCGUAGAAUCUCUUGAACCUUCUUAAUGGCCAAGUUUGAUUAUCACUAGAAUCUUCUGUAGAACGUCUAGACCUUGAAAACCUCCAGUCCCUUCUUAAUAGCCAGGUUUAGAACCUUGUAGUGGACUACAGGAACCUCCUCAAUCACCACUAGAACCGUCUGUGGAAUAUCCAGACCUGUAGAAUGUGUAGAACCUUCUUCAUGCACAUGUUCACAUCCUUGAAGUGGACUACUAGAACCUCCUUAAUCAUCACUAAAAGCUUCUGUAGAACCUCUAGAACCUUUUUAAAAGACACAUUCACACAAUGUAGUAGACUACCAGAACCUCCUUGAUCCCCACUAGAACGUCCUGUUGAACAUCUAGACUUGUGGAACCUUUAGAACCUUCUUAAUAGCCUUAUUCCCAACCUUGUGGUGGACUACAGGAACCUCCUUGAUCACCACAAGAACCGGCAAUAGAUUUGGUCAUUAGCAAAAGUUUCAACACUCUCUGGAACUUGAUGGGGAGCCAGCGAAGGUGCUUGCUGUUACCUAACAAGGAGCUGAACAGCAAAGUUCAGUGUUGUUUUUUCCAUUUCUGUGGAUGUCUCCUUAUGUGUUUUUGUGACUCUUCCAGUCCCUCUGUAUCUCUGUUGGAACCUGCUGAUGACACUCCAUCAAAGCUCAGUGGCCGGUUUUAUAGUGUCAUCAGAAGGUUGCAAUAACAAUACAGAAAGACUGGAAGAGUGGACGUCCUUGGAAAUUUGCAUGAAUCAAAUACGUUUUGCUGUUCAGCUCUUUGUUAGAGGACAGAAGUUGUGCAGAAAGUACUGAAACAUUAAACUGUUGGACCCACAGUCAAAUGAAGUUCAGAUGUAAAACUUAUUGUGCAGUUUUAGUUCAUCUUAAAAUUUCACCUGAAAGCCGAAUAUCCCUAAAUAUUCGGCAGUAGUGUACUAAAGACGUGUUGAUGCGUGUUCUGUUUGUUGUUCCUGUACACACUUGUAACCGCUAGGUGUCUCUGCUGGCCAGCAAUGAAGGAGCCUUGCUGUGGCCCCUCCCGGGUCCCAAAGCUUGAGAGUGAUCAGGUGUCUCGUCGCCUUGCGAUUGCACUUUGAUGAUGAUGAUGAUGAUCAUGAUGAUAUCGUUCAGUUGUACCCAAUGUCUCUCAAUAAUUAAUGUUCGUAAAAUUUGCUGCUCUGGCUAAAUGAAUGUCAUUUUUAUUGAAAUAAUCAACAUGUAUUUAGAGCGUUUCGGAAAAGAGCUCUCCUAUUGUUUGCUCUUUUAAAAUGUAAUUAUGUGACACACGUUCGAAAUGUAAGUAAAGUCGUUGCUCGUCUCGCCAGUUAAGUCGUGAUAACUUGCACAACAAAAAUGAAAGUUGCAAUAAUGCUGCGUUGUACAGUAAAGUAAUGGCACACAAAGCCCAAAUGUAUACAAUUUAAAAUAGUUCCCAGGUGUUUUAAUUGCAAGUUUCGUCGAAAUAUCCCAAGCAUUAACAAUAUAUAUAUUUGUUGUCGUGUCGAAAUUAGCCCGUUUCGGGGGGUGGUGCUUUCUCAUGUAAAUGAGUCCCUGGUCACCCCGCCUUCCACUCCACCCAUACCAAUUUCGAGUUUGACAUUUGUUACCGUGAAGGUUAGGGGCUGUGCGAGGGCAUUGCGACGAGGCGAGCCGAUAUUGGUCCCCAAGCAGCCCAACAUCUAAAGAGAAAAGCAAGUCCCCUUAAAGACCAAUUUGUAUUUUUUCUACUUUCACUACUGGAGGCAGCACUUCAUCUCCAAGGCCCCACGUCGACAACCUGCCUCACCUUCAAAUAUGUGACUGCUAUCAGAAGCUAAAACUGUUAGCAAAUCCAAAACUGUGCUAACACUGCAGUUCUUCUUACCAUUUGACGUGACAUCAUAGAGCUUCCGUGUAGUGCGUCCGUCGUCACCUUUUUACCCACUUGCUGCCAAGUCAUAGGUGGAGAAACUCUGUAUGUAAAUGUAUUCUACAUAAAAUUUCAAUCACCAUUUUACCUAAAUUGUUUAAAAAAUAACAUUUCUUAUAAAAUAAAUACAAAUGUAUUGAACUUCAAAGCUCAAUACAACUGAACUGUACUUAGGAAAUGAUUCUAUUGAGUACCACUACAUGGGUACCACAUUUUGAGAAUCAUUGGUACAAGGAAACGUUUUACAUGAUGUCAUCUUGUCUUCUUUAUGGCGAGAGACGAAGCACAUUUGAGCAAAAGCACAUUUGCCUGAGCACAAAGCAGCCGCGUCUCGCUGCUGAGCGAUGAGCUUCCAGCAGCCGGCGAGCUAAAAAUACAACCUAGGAACCAACCAGCCGGCCAGAGAGCGAAUUAGGUAAAGAAACGAAUAUAUCAUGUCAGCUGUUCGUCUUGGCCCAAGGAACAAGGCUGAAAGCACACUAAAUGCCCUAAAAUGCUAGCAUUGGCACAAUACUCCGCAUAUCAUCCUUUUUAACUAGCAAUUAAAAAAAAAAAAAAAACAGAGAAGUACCACAUUUUUCAAUUUUAGGCUCAGAUCAAUGAUAUAGAAUGGAAAAAAAACGGUCCACAAGACUGAAUUUGAUUUGGAUAUUUAGUUGGUCGGGUUUAUGUGACCAGGAAGUUUGGUGAAGGACAUUAGUGAAGAUGUGUUAGCUCGUUAGCCGCCACGACCACAAUCUAUCAAAUGAUCCAUUAGCCAUAUUUGAAAAACGUGUUUCAAACAUGAUUGUAAUCGGCGUCAUGUAGUCCAUCUAACAUUGAAGAAAUACUUUCACUGCUGUUUGUCCAAUCGCAUUACUUUUUUUUUUUUUUUUUUUUUGGUGCUAGAUUAAAAAAAAUGAAAUGAUCAGUCACUUUUUCAUUUUUUGACUUUUGAUUGCCAAUUCAAAAAGAAAAAAGAAAACAUUUCACAAAUUCACAUUAAAUACAAGAACAUGCUGUUAUUGACUUGUUGGAUGUUCAAAUGUGAUGCACAAUGUGUCCUUUUAUCCACCAUGUCUGAAUAUCUUACCACAAUUCUACACAGUUUCCACUCUUAGCACUGUAUACUAUCUGUAUACCAUUUGUCCAUGCUUAUGCGUACAGUUUCAAUUCGGAGGUCUGUUCAUCUUAUUUGUUGUGUUGUGUAACUACAGCUUCAAUUGAGCUUUCGCUAAGCCACAUCCCCCGGAAGGCAGAGUGUCCAAUCAUGGUGCCGCACUGAACAAGAAAGUCCGACACAUUUCUGUGGACGCUGCGUUGAAUUUGAUGAUAUACUGUAUUUCAUAAUUUUUUUUGGUUUGGUCGUAAUUUUGUCAUUUUUUAAAACUUUUUCAAAUGUAAUGGCGGCUCUGAAUAAAGCUAAGCGGCCAUUCACAUUCGAAUCCCUCAAAAAUCAACAGGCACGCCUUUGUCUGCUCCAAGCUUAGCCGUUGCAAUGUAUUUGUAUCUCGAAAGAUAACUCUUGUUGAUAGCUCAUUAAUCAAAAUGCUAAUGUUAUCUUACCCACAUGCUAACAAGUUUAGGAUCUAUAUUUUAGCUAUUUGAAAGUAAGCAAUGCACUUAUUGUAACGUUUAUAUAUAUAUAUAUAUAUAUAUAUAUAUAUAUAUAUAUAUAUAUAUAUAUAUAUAUAUAUACACACACAGUAUAUCAUGGUUAAACUUUGCUGUUGUUUGUUAUCGUUUUAACCAACAUGCUAAUGUUAGGCUCUAAGGAGAGGCGCCAUCGUCGCUAGCUAUGGAUAUAAGGUACUCGGGCUAGCUACAGCUUCCUGGUUGCAAUGUUUGUGUAGGCUUUUUGGGUGAAGCUUGUCGGACAACAAUAUUAAGCCCUACACCAUUCACAGAUUCAUCUAUUCACCUCUCCUGUAUUUUUAUGUUGUUUGCGUCAUGACUUAAAAUGCCACAAGAUUCCACCAAAACACCCUGGUCCUUUAUGUUAGUGUAGGAGUAGCUAAUGUUGGCCACAGGCUGAUGGCCAGCUAGACGGCGAAUAGCGACGUGAUAAAAGAUUUCAGUAAAGGUCCAAAAAGGUCAAAAAACAGCUAGUUGGAAAGUAGUAAUUGUUAUUUCUAGGGGUUGUGAAGCGGCAACAUACAUGCCAGCGUCCUUGCACUUCCUCUGCAUUAUUUCUGAAUCAAACGAUCUGGAAGCCAUUUAUUUUUCUAAGUAAUGUUGAAAUAUGACUGAAAUUGUAUUAAAAGUGUUUCGGGAUUAUGGUUUGGGGUAUAUUUAGGUUUUAAACUGUGAAUAUAGGCAAUCAUAAUCAUUUGGGGGGCGUCAUUUACUAGUGGAAAUCGCUAUUUGCGCCAGCACUCGGUUCCUAACCCCCAUGAAUGUGUGUGUGUGUGUGUGUGAGUGGGGGGGGGGGGGGG
Messenger RNA from Phycodurus eques (leafy seadragon), 8283 nucleotides. RefSeq names its product solute carrier family 6 member 17 (gene slc6a17). NCBI's taxonomy places the organism in Eukaryota, Metazoa, Chordata, Actinopteri, Syngnathiformes, Syngnathidae. Gene Ontology annotation, biological process: glycine transport; proline transport; sodium ion transmembrane transport. The record is from RefSeq and is a predicted model, not a curated record. Gene Ontology annotation, cellular component: plasma membrane; synaptic vesicle. The transcript is spliced from 12 exons. Bases 364 to 2556 code for a protein of 730 amino acids.